Messenger RNA from Neoarthrinium moseri, 3366 nucleotides. RefSeq lists its product as uncharacterized. The coding region runs from base 1 to 3366 and encodes 1121 amino acids. Gene Ontology annotation, biological process: regulation of DNA-templated transcription; DNA-templated transcription. Gene Ontology annotation, molecular function: DNA binding; zinc ion binding; DNA-binding transcription factor activity, RNA polymerase II-specific. Gene Ontology annotation, cellular component: nucleus. The transcript has 2 exons. Lineage: Eukaryota; Fungi; Ascomycota; Sordariomycetes; Amphisphaeriales; Apiosporaceae. The record is from RefSeq and is a predicted model, not a curated record.
AUGCCACCCGAUCAAAUCCAAAUUAACCUGCAGUCAUUUCCGGUUGUGCCGCCUGCGGGUUCCCGUCACCAUGUCGACUCGGAACCUCCUGUAGCUCAUCCCGGAUCCACCGACUUGAACGGCUUCACUAUCGGCGCCAUGCAGGACGGUCUCCCCAGCUCUGGGGCGCCGCACAGCCUGAUGGAAGCCCCCGAGUUUCCCGAUUUCACUUUCACGUACCAGGACCUGGCAGAGGGGCCCCAGAUGACGGGGCUGGAGGAUCACGGCGCCGACUUGUUUGCCAACUCAGGUGGAGGUUCAAUCUCAUCGCUUGGUGACCGGAAAGACUCUAUAGCAUCUGGUCCCAACUACGCAAUGAAUGACCAGACUGCAAAGUCGCAAACUCACGACGGGUCUGAUGAUGGUUCUCCAGACAGCAACCAGCAAGGCGCUAAUUCUCUCGAGGACAACAUGUCUGACGAGUUUGGGCUGUCAAAUGCUCCCCGAGGCGAAGGCGCUGACCAUGGCGCCCAACUCAGAGAGUCAAAGGCCGACACAAUACCGGCUUGGAGUGACCUGAAGACGAAGGCAGGAAAGGAACGAAAACGUUUGCCUCUGGCUUGUAUCGUGUGUCGACGCAAGAAAAUACGCUGCUCCGGAGAGAAGCCGUCAUGCAAGCACUGCAUGCGAUCCCGCAUCCCCUGUGUAUACAAGGUCACCACACGCAAAGCUGCCCCACGCACGGAUUACAUGGCCAUGCUAGAUAAGCGGCUGAAGAGAAUGGAGGAUCGUAUUAUCAAGAUCGUUCCCAAGUCAGAGCAGGACCCGGCGGCGGCAAACGUUGUCCGGGCGCAGGUCAAACCCCAGAUUCCCAGCUCAGCCCCGACCGCGAAGCAGGGCGCAAAGAAACGUGCGGCCGAUGAGGCCUUCGGUGCAGAUUUGGACAGUUGGGCGAGGCACCCGCAGAAGGCGAAACCGGAGGAUUCUAAUAAACCAGCAUCGUUGCAAGUUCAGGAACGGGAAGACGGCAAACUGCUAAAUGAGGGACGGGAAGCGCUCCCUUCCAUGGAAAUCCAGACGCACUUGGCGGACGUGUUUUUCGAAAACAUAUAUGGCCAAGCUUACCACCUCUUGCACAAGCCAAGUUACAUGAGGAAGCUGAAAGCCGAUGCCUUGCCACCUGUCCUGGUGCUUUCUGUCUGCGCGGUCUCUGCGCGUUUCUCGAGCCAUCCUAUUUUCACCAACAAACCUCAUUUUCUGCGCGGCGAAGAAUGGGCGGCACACGCACGCGAUAUUGUCACAAGGCGGUACGAAUGGCCAAACAUCACCAUCUUAACCUGUCUGCUUAUCCUUGGGCUUCACGAAUUUGGCACAUGUCACGGAGGGAGGAGCUGGUCGUUGGGCGGCCAGGCCAUCAGAAUGGCAUUUGCCCUACAGUUGCACAAAGACCUGGAAUACGAUCCGACGAGACCGAGCCCGGAUACCCGCCUCAGCUUCAUUGACCGGGAGAUCCGACGGAGGACCAUGUGGGCGUGCUUUUUGAUGGAUCGAUUUAAUUCCUCCGGAACGGAUCGUCCGAUGUUUAUCAAAGAGGAGACCAUCAGAAUUCAACUCCCCAUCAAGGAAAAGUUAUUUCAGCUUGACAUGCCGGGUCCUACCGAGGAUCUCGAUGGCAAAGUGCCGCACCCCGUACCCGAGGACGAAGGACAAUUGUCGAGUGCCAAGGAUAACAUGGGAGUCGCGGCUUACAUGAUCAAAUCGAUUGCAUUAUGGGGCAAGAUCAUCAACUUCUUGAACCAGGGCGGGAAGGACGCUGACCGUCAUGCCAUGUGGGAUACUAGCUCGGAAUACACGACUUUACUGCAGCAGGCCGAGGACUUUGCAGGAGGGCUCCCAGCUGGGCUGAAAUACACAUCGGAAAACUUACACUUACAUGAUACGGAAGGAAUGGCCAACCAGUUUCUCUUCUUGCACAUUUCGAUCCAGCAGAACAUCCUGUUCAUGAACCGCUUCGCAGUCUCGUCUCCGGCCGGCCUGUCCCAAACCGAUGUCCCCAGUGCUUUUGUGACAAAAGCUGGUGCCAAGGCGUUUGCUGCUGCAAACAGGAUUUCGGACCUCCUGAGAGACGCAGACUCAUACCUCAUAGCUGCGCCAUUUGUGGGUUACUGCGCCUUUCUCUCCGGCACCGUUCACAUCUUUGGGAUUUUCUCGGGCAAUGCGGCCGUAGAACAAUCGUCAAAGAGAAAUCUGGCAACAAAUGUCAAGUUUCUCCAGAAAAUGAAACGACACUGGGGGAUGUUCCAUUUCAUGUCGGAAAAUUUAAGGGACCAGUACCGGACCUGUGCAGACGCCGCACAAAGAGGGUCGCUGGCGGCAGACACCGCGAGCGUCUCCCCCAUAUUCCAAUAUGGCGAUUGGUUUGAUCGCUACCCGCACGGCGUCUCACAGUCUGAUUUCCUCGACCCGGCAUCUGCCAAGAAGAAGGAAACUGGCGGUGAUGCCGUGCUCGAGCAGAAGCCAGAAACCUAUACUGUUGAGGAGUUCUUCAAUAGUCUGUCGCCACCACAGAGCUCUGAAGGCCGCGAUGCUGCUGGGGGGCCGAAUCGAGCAACAGCAGCCAAACGUAAGUCUUUCGCCGGGCCUAGCAAGAAGGGCAGUGUGCCCUCUCGUACUGGCGGAACACAACAUCUCGAGCCUCUCUUGACCGAUCUCCCGUCGUCUUUACCGGAGCAUAUCCAGCAGCGUAUUCAGGCCCAGCGCCAGCAAUACGCAUCCCGCUUAGGCGGACAAACAAGUGGGCCGACCUCUCUGCACCCUCACAUCUCGCGUAACAUGCGCAACUCACAACUGAAUGCAGGAGCCGCUUCCGCAAACGCAGCCUACCACGCGUUGUCGCCGAUUAGCCCCGUCACUCAUGGUCUCGGCCACCAGUUUGGCGCUGGCCACCAUGCCCAUGGGGCCCAAGGUGCCGGGCACCCGGGUUUCUACAACAACCCCGACCUCGUCGCCCUCGGGCUCACGAACAACGCGGGAAUGCUCCCGCAGCUUGACCGCCAGUUAGUAUUCAACGCAUAUGGCGGCAUAGAUCCGACCACCAUCAGUGGACCAGAGGGUAUGAUAGACUGGGAUGCGUUGGCUGGUGCCAAUCGAGGUGGUAAUACGGGUGCUCCUGCGCGGGACACCCCAGCGGACGGGCUACCCGCGGGGUUCGGGUCCGAGCCCUCGAGUGCUUGGUUUAUGCCAUUCAAUCUGGAGGCCCCGGAGCUUGGACAAGAGCUCAACGCUGGCAGCAUGAGCGCUGUUGACGGCUUCGGUGUGUUCAGCCCUGGAGGCAUGGGGACGCCAACCCCAGGCGGCCUGGGCCUGCGCCGAGGUUCUCAUCGAUAA